AUGAACUGCGAGGUCUUCACCCUCCCCCCCCUGCGGUGCGAGGCGCGCCAAGCGAAAGAGGCGCUCCGCGCGUUGACGCACACCAUCCUCCUCGCGCGCGCGCUCGGCCCGUGCGCGCCAUCGGACGUCGACAGCGCGCUGUUCCCUGACCUGACGUACGUCACCUGCGGCGACGCGGACGUCGAGCGCGUCGUCGAGGCGCGGCUCGGCGCGUUCGCGUCGUGGACGGCGAAGCGCGGCCGCGACGUCGCGCGGCGCGGCGGCGACGCGCGAGAGAUCUACGCGCGCGUCUGCGUGUCGUUCUUCGAGCGCGACCGCGGCGACCGCGGCGGCGGUCUGGGCGGGUCCGGGUCCGGGUCCGGGGCGUGGGAGCAGUGGCGGAUACCUAUCGAGGUGACGCUCGAGAGCGGCGACGGCGGCGAGGGCGACGACGCGGCGGCGGCGAGGGCGAGAGAGGAGCGGUCGCUCGCGCUCCGGGACGAGAUUCGAGGCGCGAUCACGCACGCGCUCACUCUGGCGAACGAACGCGUGGCGCACGUGCCGCCGGUGACGCGCGCGGGCGCGGUCUCGUUCCCGUUCGAGAUAUCGCUGCCGGGCGACGGCGCGUCGGGGACGCUCGGGACGCUCAGGCGGGUGAUGCUCGCGUCGUCCCCGCCCGCGAUGCUGACGUGA
This is a messenger RNA of Micromonas pusilla CCMP1545, 672 nucleotides long. RefSeq lists its product as uncharacterized. Gene Ontology annotation, cellular component: phagophore assembly site. Gene Ontology annotation, biological process: autophagosome assembly; autophagy. The coding region runs from base 1 to 672 and encodes 223 amino acids. Lineage: Eukaryota; Viridiplantae; Chlorophyta; Mamiellophyceae; Mamiellales; Mamiellaceae. The record is from RefSeq and is a predicted model, not a curated record. The transcript has a single exon.